UCGAAAGAAAAAUCUUACAGCCGUAACCUUUCGAAACACCUUUUCAUACUAAUUCCUAGCGUAUACCUAGCGACCUUCGUCCUUCGGCUGGUUUUACGCGCGACAUGGGUGAACCGGGAAAAAAGCGUUUCGUUUUUCUGGUGGAAUGGCGCGGGAGAUGACCGCGGAUGACUGUAAUCGGUGGAUUAUUUACGCAACGAGAACUUAAGAUGGUAUGGAUCGGCGCCUUGGUCGCGCAACCAGUCGGACGGAUCGAAGCCGUCCCAGGACAACCUCCUCGUGGCUGAUGCUCGCCGCGCACGGAAUCUCAAGUUUGGAAGUCUAGGACCGAAUUUAUAGACGUCGACCCCCGCGCCCGCUGUCCUCGUAGUUUGUUCUAGAUUUUAAACCGUAACUACGCUAAUAAAUGAACAAUUCAGGAGAGAGGUUCCUCGUGUACCGGGCCCUCUAUAGCUUCGUGCACGCGCCUAGUCGAUACUCGGUGUCCUGGAAUACCGCGACUGGUUCGCGAGCCAGCCUCCGACUAGCGUCUCGUACGAAUGAAAAUUAUCAUCUGACGCGUUCACUGCCACUGGGUACUUUUCAAGAUUCUCGUGCGAAAAACCAACUUAAUUUAAUCGUAUUAUCUUAUUAUAGUCGAAAGCGUGUAGAAUGUGUAUUUAAAAAAAAAAAGAUCUUACGAAAAGUAUUUGUUUGAUUUUGAACGAUUUUUUGAUUUUUACCACUAAAAUAAACCUGCCGCUAAAUGAAACAGCUCGCGAAGGGGAAGUUUGAGUCUCCGAAGUAGGUCGUUCUUUUUUUAGAUUAGGAACCUUGUACCCUGUCACCUUCGAUUAUGGUUGCUCAUAAUCUGAUAAUUAAGAGCGGGCAAGACAUUGUCGCUUCACCUACUUUUCCCUCGUCGCGAAUAGGGGCCUUGGUCGUCGACUAAGCUGCGAGAUAAUCUACCAGUUUCCGAUAAUACCCGACUCUGCAAAUGCUUCCUAUCAACCACCAUUUUCACUUGUCUUCUUAUAAUAAUAGUAAUAAUAAUAAUAAUAAUAAUAAUAAUAAUAAUAAUCCAACCAGAGGUCCUCCAGAAAAACCCUCCCCCACCUCUAACCCCGUCCCUCAACCUUACAUCGAUCACCAUCGAACAGCCCUGUCUCCUAAAUUUCAAGUUCCCUGAAAAAAACCACAUCCUCAGCGUCCUCCCAAACAGUUCAAUCUCGCGGAAAGCGCCUGCAAUUCGAACGACUGGCAAAAACAACCCCCGUAACCUCUCCUCGUGCCUCUUGAAAAAAAAGAAAAAAGAAAAUCGAGAAAGCAAGUGGAAAACGAGGAGGUUUCGUAAUAGCGUGAUUCGCCCAAGUCAUCGAUUUAGAUGAAAUGGAACAUCGAACUGGGUUAACUCUUUCGAGGAAUCUCGCUGUCGCCUUCGAUCAUCGAACGAUGGUGGGGUUCCCCGGCCGUGACGAUCCUAUCCGCCAGUCACGAAAAAACCCCGGCUGUCAAUUAGAUCGCAUGUGCGCGACUUAAAUGGCUGCGGAACACACAACGUGACUGAACGCGUAAUAAGUUUAAAAAAGGGGGGAUGCCAAGAAGUAUGGCUUCCGCGGUGGUCACUGCCGUGUGCAGUGCGCCAGCUGCUCCCUUCGACGCGGUCAUCAAAGUUACGCCUCGUUGCGUCGCCGAAAACGUAACGUCGUUCAGUCGACCCCUAGAACCAGGCAUAGCAGCUUUGGACGAACAAACAACGGCUAGGAAUUCAACUGGGGAAGCAGAGGCUGGAGUCUCGGAGAGUUGGGUUAAGGAAGGCCUGGGCGAGGCAGUGCCGUUGCUAGACACCUAUAUGUAAACAAAGUGGAUGUUGGAUGAGUCAUCGAGAGGAGGCUAGAGAAUCGAGGGAAAGGACCUGGUGGAGACCUGGCGAAGACUUGGAUGGUUACUUGUAAUCAGAGUCGAGACUUUAGCGGUGGAUGGAGAACGCGUGGACCAGAGUUUCGGAUGAGAGGAGGUCAGAAAAAGGAUUCGAGACAUAAGGAGACCUGGAUUCUCGGGUAGAUCUUUACUAAAUGCAAGGAGAGUCGACGCUUAUCGAUUGGGAGAACCGAUGGGCUAGAGUUUGAAAUGGGACGAAUCUAGAGGCCCAUCCAACAGAAGUCGAGCGACCCACGAGUGUCGGAGGCUUCAGCGUUGACUAAGCGAAUCGAUAAUGGUGAUUCGAGGAGUAAAGUGCGUGUGGAAGCGGCAAACGGGACACCUCCGGAGCCCCGCGUCCAAUCCAAUAGGUUAGGAGUGUAGGUCUAGCAGGAAACGCUUAAGUGGAUCGUCAGAGAUUGGGCCCGGGUUUGCUGGAGUACAGGUUGGCAUUAAUGUGAAAUGCUGGCGUCGAUAGUCGUAAACACACGGGAGGAGAACGUGUUCCAGGUGGACUGUUGGACCAACAGUGGGUCUCGUCACGCGAUUUGAUGGAUCCCGUCGUGGUUAAUGCGCUACUGGGAGGAUUACGUUUCCACGAAGGAUACCCAUCGCGAUAAGCAGCUCGUCCUGCGUGUUCCAGCGUCGUUCUCGAGCGUCGAUCUCCUGCCGAACGAUCCCGAGGAUCUCUGGGGAAUUGGUGGAACGAUGGGUCCUCUUCUCGAGGAGAACAUCUCGGACUGACGCCCAGGAAGUCGUUUGACUGAGUGACUCGACCGGCAGGGGCUUCCCCUUCGAUGGGAUAUCGAUUAAACAGUAGACAAUGACGGGAACCUACUCGAGACUUUGCUCAGCCAGUGACACGGGCACGGUCGUGUUCUUUUGAAGGUCCACCUGUGUCGAUGACGAGGAUGUUGGCCAAGGUCACGAUCCUGCUGACUCUUCUUCGGCUGGGGCUGUCGCUGGAGGAUCGAGCCAUGUGCUCCAGGAAUCGCAGUAUGAUCGAGACCCCUGGCGAUGCUGUGCUGUCCCUGUUCCUGGACAUCAACCAUGGACCCUACUGCAACGUCACGUCUGCCAAGGGUCUCCAAGAAAUCACCACGGCCUUUUACGUGGCGCACGCUCUGAAUAAGUACGAGUUCAUCCCUGGUCUUUCGCUAGGCUUGAAGGUCUUCGACACCUGCCACGACGAGAUGACGGUGUUCAAGCAAUCCUUGCAAGCAGCAGUGGACUCCGACUGCACAGAUCGCUACGAGAUGGGGAUCCUGUUGCCAUCCGAGUACAACGCGAUCCUGGAACCCAUACGCAACUAUAGCGUCUUGCCCAUCAGCACAUACGAGGACCAGAACCUGACCAAGCCUUUAUUAAACCUGAUGGUGCACUACCUCAGCACCAGGUUCGAAAUCGUCGACCUGUUGCUGGUCGACUCCGAAUUCGCGUUGAACUUCUUCCUGGACGCCACCAAGGAGGCCGGCAUCUGCGUGAAAAACUACGCGAAGAAUGUGGAGCUGGACGAAGGCGACACGGAGGCCGUGAUAGCUGUUAUCGGCGGGAGGAACGACGCUCGACAGUGGAUCGAGAAGGGUGAGAAGCUCCAAGGACCCAGGAAGACGUGGAUCGUCCUGCCGUUGGAUGGGUCCAACGUGGACGAUCUCAUACCUCUAGGAUCCUACGUGGUGAGAACGCCACCCUUCAACCUGGACCUACUUCAGGACGUGUCCUCGACGGACGAUUUCCUCGCAGCGGCAGGGAACACGGUGAUCCACUCGUCGCACCUUCUAGGCGUCGGCAAAGCUGUGUUCGAGUUGGCGCAGGUCCUCCAGGACCUCCAGAGGCGGAACUGUCCUCGCAGAACGGAGACCACCUGCCUCCUGCCGCGGUUCAAUCCUCACACAGCUCCAGAGACCCGCAACUCCGACGUGUACAACGCUCUUCGUAUACUGCCGAGGCUCCACUCCAUCAAGUACAUCGUGGCGAUGAGGACUCAGCAGGAAUUGAUCGACAUGGCCACCUACAGGGUGGAGCCGGCGAAUCUCAAGUUUAGGGUCACGCCAGAGUCCAGGGUGCCCAAAAUGCCCAAGCUCUGCUUGAAGAAGUACGCCAGGAACUGCGAGGACUGCCUGAACUUCAAGAAGAGGUUCGGUGCACGCGGUGUGAUCACAGAUACACUCGACAGGGGUUUAUUAAAGUCGGGCAACUGGAUACCAAUUUUCCUGACGGUGGUGGUGUGCGGCACAUUCGCCUGCGGCGUGAUUGCCGUCUUCAUUAUCUACCGCUUCAUCGCGGAGGACGUCCUCGAUGGGAAUCCAGCGCUAACGAUCGUCCUGAUACUGGCGAACAUUUUCACGCUGCUGACGGUCCUUCCGUUCUGCAUCAACGACUACUACGUAGGAGCAGAGGCACUCAACUCCAGAAAGAUCCUGGUGACGACCCUAGCCUUCGGAAUCGACUUCUCCGUGAUGCUAUCCAGGGCCUUCUUCUUGGUGUUCUCCAAGGGUGGAGUGUUCACUGCUCACAUCAACGGAUACCUGCAAGGCUUGAUGGUGUUUUUCAUGUUUGGCGUGCAGUUCGCCAUAUCGAUCAUGUUCUUUGUCCUCAGCGACGAAGACUCCGCCGUCGUCGCGAGGAGCCUUCUCUUCAUUGCUCUGCUGGGUUACGACAUAUUUCUACUGGUGACGUUGUUCGUGGUGUGCUUUUUUAUCGCCCGAUUGCCGCGCAAUUAUCGCGAAGGGAAGUGUUUCUUCGGGACCUCCAUCGGUCUGCUGAUCACCUGGGCCAUCUGGCUGACCUGUUUCAUCUUGGUGGAACCAGAGUGCCGGGACAUGGUGGUCUCCUUCGGCAUCGUCGCCACGGCGUACUUGAUCAUCAUCGGGGUCCUCGUACCGAGGACUUAUUACAUGGUCACCCACCUGGCCAGGGGGAAGGAGUAUGGCCAAAGAUUUGGAUCGACCGAUUUGGGCCACGAUCCAAGGAUCAACUCGAUCAUGAGACAGACACGUCCGUUUUACGAUUACGUGCACCCAGCUGGAGGAAGCGUGACGAACCUGCAGGUCGCGCCCGCGUACCCGAAUUACUAUGGCAGCUCCAGCCCGAACCAGAAGUACCUGACCCACUCGAGGAGCCCCGACUCGAGGAGGAUCCCCGGGUACAACAACUACGGAUUCCACACGGAGAUGCGAGAAUCAAGAACGAGCCCUGGGGAAAGGAGCAGCGUGAAUUCCGCGUACGCCCGCCCCAAGUGCCACAGGAAGAAGAAAACGAAGAACGAGAAAGACUUCGUCGAGACAGACGUCUACGUCGAGAGUAACCACGGGACCGCGAGGAGAUCCCACGAUGAGAUGUAUCCCGUGAGAUCCGUCAGCCCAAGAUUGACGCAAAUGGAGGCGACCAUCCGCGAGGAGGACGAAGAGGACAACGUAACGAGGAUAACGCGAUUCUGAGACUCUAAUCCGCCAGUGUUCAUGUUGUAGUUACGCGCCGAAUAGAGAACUGUGAACCCUCUUCAAAUAAAUCCUUUCGGUUCGAGCGA
Messenger RNA from Hylaeus volcanicus, 5428 nucleotides. It is a transcript of the gene boss, whose product is annotated as protein bride of sevenless. Bases 2802 to 5339 code for a protein of 845 amino acids. Gene Ontology annotation, biological process: G protein-coupled receptor signaling pathway; visual perception. Gene Ontology annotation, molecular function: adenylate cyclase inhibiting G protein-coupled glutamate receptor activity; sevenless binding. The transcript is spliced from 8 exons. The record is from RefSeq and is a predicted model, not a curated record. Gene Ontology annotation, cellular component: membrane. Lineage: Eukaryota; Metazoa; Arthropoda; Insecta; Hymenoptera; Colletidae.